AUGCCAGACAUUAAACCAAGAAGAAGAUUUGGUGGGAAGAAAAGUCUGGAGGGAGCUUCUGUGAAGCCUGAAGAGCCAACCUCUGGUUUGGUGAAGAAAAGAAAACCGAAAACAGUUGGUCGAAUUAUGAAUCAGAUUCCAGAAGACAUUCUGAACAACGAAGACCUCAACAACUCCAUCAAGCUGUUACCAUCUAACUACAAUUUUGAAAUCCACAAAACGGUCUGGAAUAUUAAGAAACAAAACGCCAAACGAGUGGCUUUGCAAAUGCCUGAAGGGUUGUUGAUAUACUCUCUCAUUAUUGCUGAUAUCCUUGAACAAUUCUGUGAUUGUGAAAUACUGGUAAUGGGGGAUGUCUCCUAUGGAGCCUGUUGCAUAGACGAUUACACUGCAAGAUCCUUGGACUGCGAUUUUAUUGUACACUACGCCCAUUCAUGCUUGGUUCCUAUUGAUAUCACAGCGAUUAAAGUUUUGUAUGUGUUUGUAACUAUCACCAUUGAUGAAAAACACUUGGAAUCUACCAUCAGGAGGAAUUUCGAACACGGAACUCGAUUGGCCGUGUUUGGUACCAUUCAAUUCAAUCCGGCCAUACAUGCGCUGAAGGGUAAGCUGUUGGAACAAAAAUAUGAUACCGGUAACGAAUGCGAUUCGAAGAUCAUAUACGCCAUUCCUCCACAGACCAUGCCAUUAUCGAAGGGUGAAGUGCUGGGUUGUACUUCUGCCAGGUUGAACAAGGAACAAUAUGACGGAAUGAUUUAUGUCGGAGAUGGAAGAUUUCACCUGGAGAGUGCUAUGAUUCACAAUCCAGAGAUACCUGCUUACAGAUAUGACCCAUAUUCUCGUAAGUUUACCAGAGAGUAUUAUGACCAACAAGAAAUGAAUAGAGUGAGAGAAGAUGCGAUAAACGUUGCCGCAAGAGCUAAAACAAUCGGACUGAUACUAGGAGCUUUAGGAAGACAGGGAUCCCCUCAAACGUUAGCCACAUUGGAGGAAAAACUCAAAGCCAAGGGUUUGACGGUGGUCAAAAUAAUUCUUUCAGAGAUUUUUCCCUUGAAAUUAGCCAUGUUUGAUGGAAUUGAUGCGUUCGUCCAAGUGGCAUGUCCCAGAUUAAGCAUAGACUGGGGCUAUGCGUUCAGUCGUCCACUGCUAACUCCCUAUGAAUGCAUGGUGAUGCUUGAACAGGACAAGAUGUGGAAAUCAAAUUAUUAUCCCAUGGACUAUUAUCAUAAAGACGGCUAUGGGAGAGGAAAAGUUCCCGACCAUUCAGAUUUAUAG
This is a messenger RNA of Komagataella phaffii GS115, 1275 nucleotides long. Its product is annotated as Protein required, along with Dph2p, Kti11p, Jjj3p, and Dph5p, for synthesis of diphthamide. Gene Ontology annotation, biological process: protein histidyl modification to diphthamide. The transcript has a single exon. The coding region runs from base 1 to 1275 and encodes 424 amino acids. NCBI's taxonomy places the organism in Eukaryota, Fungi, Ascomycota, Pichiomycetes, Pichiales, Pichiaceae. The record is from RefSeq and is a predicted model, not a curated record. Gene Ontology annotation, molecular function: 2-(3-amino-3-carboxypropyl)histidine synthase activity.